GGGACCUGCCCCUGGUGCCCACCUCUCCUGGCACCGCCCCUCCCGUUAAUCAGGUGCCUAGGACCAAGCUGAGGAAUUCAACUCAGGUUCCCAUGGCUACAGAAUCACUCUUGGAACUGUCAGAGGGUAGUGUGACCUUUGAAGAUGUGGCGGUGUACUUCUCAUGGGAAGAAUGGGAUCUUCUCGAUGAGCCUCAGAGAAACCUGUACCUUGAUGUGAUGCUGGAGAACAUGGCACUUACGUACUCAGUGGGUUGCUCACGAGUAGCAGAGCAUGAGGUGGCACCUUCUGAACUGAGCAUUUCUGCAGGAUUGUCUCAAGUCAAGACUUCCAGAGAAGGUCCAUCUUCCCAGGGUGCCUGCCCUUAUGAUGUCUCGGGAGACAUGCUGCACUUGGCUGCCCACCAUGGAAAGGAAGUGUACACAUGUGGAGAACAACUCUACUUCACUACAAAUCUUCCACAGCAACAGAGGCAGUCCGUUAAGGAGGUCCUCUGCAGAAGCUAUGCUGAGAGACUCUCACUUGUGAAGAGCUGCAGUGUCCAUUUGUCAGGGCAACCCUUUACCUGCAAGGAAGCUGUGAAGGCCUUCCUGGUCAGCAUGGGAUUUCCACCCCAACCAGGCACUGAUGCACGGGAGAAACCAAGUAACAGAAACAAGUGUGUGGCGGCCUCUCACCAUGGAAAAAGUUGUCCAAGCAGGGGAAAAUGCAAGAAAGCCUGCAGUCCUACACCUGCUCAGGACCAUACUGUCCUCUCUAAAGAAGGGCUUUUUGAGUGCAGUAAAUGUGGGAAAGCCUGUACAAGACGAUGUAAUCUCAUUCAACACCAAAAAGUCCACAGUGCAGACAGACCUUAUGAAUGUAAUGAAUGUGGAAAAUUCUUUACAUACUAUUCCAGCUUCCUUAUACAUCAGAGAGUUCACACUGGUGAAAAGCCUUAUGAAUGCAGUGAAUGUGGGAAAUCCUUUAGUCAAAUCUAUAGCCUCAAUAGCCACAGGAAAGUUCAUACUGGAGAAAAGCCUUAUGAGUGUGGAGAAUGUGGGAAAUUUUUUAGCCAACGGUCCAACCUCAUUCAGCAUCAGAGAGUUCACAGUGGAGAAAGACCUUAUGAGUGCAGUGAAUGUGGGAAGUCUUUUAGUCAGAAUUUUAGCCUCAUUUAUCACCAGAGAGUGCACACUGGAGAAAGACCUCAUUUGUGCAGUGAAUGUGGAAAAUCAUUUAGCCGAAGUUCUAGCCUCAUUCACCACCGGAGACUUCACAAUGGAGAAAGGCCUUAUGAGUGCAGUAAAUGUGGGAAAUCUUUCAAGCAGAGCUCCAGCUUCAGUUCACAUCACAAAGUCCAUACAGGAGAAAGGCCAUAUAUUUGUGCAGAAUGUGGGAAAUCCUUUAGCCAUAGCUCCAACCUUAAGAACCACCAAAGAGUUCACACUGGAGAAAAGCCUCUUGAGUGCAGCGAAUGUGGGAAAUCCUUCAGCUGCAAAUCUAACCUCGUUAAACACCUAAGGGUUCACACUGGAGAAAGGCCUUAUCAAUGCAGUGAUUGUGGGAAGUCAUUUAGCCAAAGUUCCAGCCUCAUCCAGCACAGAAAAAUUCAUACUAGAAAAAGGCCUUAUCAGUGCAAUAAAUAUGGGAAAUCCUUUGGUGGCAAAGCUGUCCUCAUUCAUCAUCAUAGAGUCCACACUGGAUAGAAACCUUAGCUGUGAAGGGAAUGUACACUUUAUAUUGCAGUUACUCUGAAGGAGACCAUCUGUGUGAGCGCUAUCUAUCUGGGUGGAAGCCCCAGUAUCCUAAGUUCCAGGGAUGAGGAGGCUUUAUAGAUCUCUAUUACACUUUCUAACUUGUAUACAGCUCUUGCCAUUCAUAUCCCUGACCCACUUUUGUACCAGAGACCCUGAUAAAACUCUUUGGGAUAGCUUCCCAAGAAAGACUCUUUUAAAGAACACUCUUAUCUUGUGAUAUUAUUUUCCCCCCAUCCUCAAAUCGCCAGUCCAGGAACAUCUGCCUCACGUUGUUUCAGUUUUUGUAAGAAUAAAGUAUUUAUUUAUUUUUAUGCUUAUGAGUAUUGCCUGCAGGUGGGUAGGUGCACCCAUGUUGCACAAUGCCUGUGCAGAGGUCAGAAGAAGGCAUCAGAUCUGCUGGACCUGGAGUACAAAUGGUUGUUAGCCACCAUAUGGGUACUAGGAAUUGAACCCAGGUCCUCUGCAAGAGCAAUCAGUACUCUUAACCACUAAGCCAUCUCUCCAGCCCAAGUCUUUAUUAUUUUACCUGCUUGUAAUAUUGGGAUUCUGUUCACUGUAUGAGAUAGAUUAAACAACAGAAUUAGGUCCUUCUAUCAUAGACUGAACAGAUUUUGUUUGGGUUGUGGAGGUGGAGGUCACAUAAUGUGUUUGAAGUACACAUUAUAGUGGAAGAAUACAGUUCUCUUCCCUGUUUGGGCCUAAUUUAAAUGGUUACCCAAGGCCUCUGCAGAAGGACUGCAAGGAUUUAUGACACUAAGUUGUGAACUGGAUGUGACCAUUUUUUUUUAUGUGCUCGAGAGACAUCUUGAGAAUAUAGGACAUUGUGACAACUUCUGUCUCUGGGAACGACAUAAACUGUCUUCUUGUGAGGAUUCAUGUGUAUUAAAGUUCUCAGGAUCUACAUGGAAGUUUAUCUUCUGUAACUGGAG
Messenger RNA from Nannospalax galili (Upper Galilee mountains blind mole rat), 2668 nucleotides. RefSeq names its product zinc finger protein 211. The transcript is spliced from 4 exons. The coding region runs from base 93 to 1688 and encodes 531 amino acids. Gene Ontology annotation, biological process: regulation of DNA-templated transcription. Lineage: Eukaryota; Metazoa; Chordata; Mammalia; Rodentia; Spalacidae. The record is from RefSeq and is a predicted model, not a curated record.